This is a messenger RNA of Phytomonas sp. Hart1, 1667 nucleotides long. The record is from the annotation of a GenBank genome assembly. NCBI's taxonomy places the organism in Eukaryota, Euglenozoa, Kinetoplastea, Trypanosomatida, Trypanosomatidae.
GACUAUUUAUAUAAAUUGGUCAUUUAUAAAGUUACAAAAAAUUUUCCACUUUUUUCGUAUUCGCUUAAAACACAAAUAAAUCAUGUAAUGGAUUUCUUAUAUUCCCUUCCUGUAGCUUCUCCACGAGAUGCUUUAGCCUUUAUCUAUGAAGUUGGAAAGCAACCUUCUUCACCGAGUUCUGAGAAUCUCAGAAUAGGUCACUUAUCCAAUAGUAAUGUUGAUCAAUUGUUUUCGACAUCAUUCUCUCUCAGUGAUCAUCAGGCACCAACCACACAUGAGCCACGAGCCGCGCCAUCACUUUCCUAUUUGGAAAUGCUUCUGGCUACGAAAAAAGACCAUAAAUGUGGGGCGACUUCUUAUUCGUCAAGCCUCAUAACAGGAGAAUCCGACCCGGAUGAGCUCCCCUUGGAGACUCGUACAGCCAACUUUCACACCGCGUUUGGGCUAGUAGAGAAUGUAAUCGAGAGUGUGAUCUGCGAACGAAACACACCUGCUCAGCGCUACAAGGAUGCACUAUGCCAGUACAUUUUAGGUAGCACCAUGGAAAUAUCAUUGAAAAAUAAGGCGCUUGAGCUGUCGUCUUCCGCGAACACCAAUUCCACGGAUUGCCUCCUUUCCCCUCCAUCACCUAGACCUUAUUACAACCUUUUAGCUGCACAUGCGCACACUGGCGAGGAAACGGACUAUAAAAAAAGACAGGCACUUCUUCACCGAUACGAAAGGUUUUGCGAGGAUCUCGGGGUUGUUCCUGUUUCCAGUGUGAUGGCUCGGAUAGCUCCAGAAAUAGAGAACCGCACCUUUACUAGCCUUGCAUUUGACUGUGGCCAGUCCGCUACGAUGCCGCCGACAUUUGACUCUUAUAAUACACAUAUUGGUCGAUCCAUUGCGGAGCCUCACACCAGUUCCAGCAUUCUUUCCCUGGUGACCCCCAUGGCAACUCUUCCAUCCCGCACAAAGGAAGGUACUGGCUCCGAACCUUCGAAGAGGAAGCUGUUGUGCCCUAUUGUACUCCCAACAACGCCUCAGCAAGGAGGUCGAUAUGCGAAGUACCCUGAAAACAUGGAUUCACAAUUUUUAACGUUGACGAAUGCUGGAUCCGGCAAUAUCAUUUGUCCUUCUAACGGGAUUACAAACCCUAGUCGUGACACGGGUAAUUUGGAAGCAAUACAUGACAAUAUUCCUUCUACCUCCGUUUAUUUUAAUAGCGCGCACUCUUCUGGGAAGGACACCGCACCAUGGAUUUAUUCUCAUACAACUUCACAGUAUAAACUCACAGAAGCGCACUGUGAGCUUGAUUUUACGAGUUGUGAGGGUAUAAGGAAUCCGGAAGUUAUGGUUCCGCUAUUCCAGUCACUAGAGGGGUACCCCGAAGUGACAUUGUUGAGCCUGGCGAGCACCGGCAUCGACGACGAAUGUGUACGAGUUUUAGCGCUCCUGUGCGAGGCAUUUUUCGCAAACCUGCGCUCGCUAGACCUCCAGAAUAAUCCCUUAAUCACCGAUCGCAGCUGUCCUACUCUGCGAAAUCUGCUCCAACGUAGACGCACACUGAAGUCUGUACAAAUAAACCGAUCGGGUGUGUCUAAUCUCUGGGUAAGAACAAUCAACAUAUUAUCACAUCGAAAUGCAAAACUGAUGAAGUAAGAGUAAUAUUUCAGUAACAUUCACUA